Molecule: messenger RNA, 2244 nt
Organism: Nicotiana attenuata
Lineage: Eukaryota; Viridiplantae; Streptophyta; Magnoliopsida; Solanales; Solanaceae
Exons: 3
Coding region: 1-2244 (747 amino acids)
Source: RefSeq, a predicted model, not a curated record
AUGGAGCAUAACUUUUGUGUACUUGCAUUGAUGGAACCUUUUCAAAAGAAGAGAUUCAUUGAUAGAUAUAGAAGAAGGUUGAAUAUGGAGACGACUUAUGCAAAUAUUAAUGGGCAAAUAUGGUUGUUCUUUGAUGCAGUGGUGGAAUGGGAAUUAGUGGAGGAUACUGAGCAACAGGUAAAUGUGAGAGUGCUUCACCAUGACCUAGGGCAGCACAUGAUGGUGACAUUUGUUUAUGCAAAAUGUUCAGCAAUUGAGAGGUUGGAAUUGUGGGAUCACUUGUAUUAUUUAUCAAGUGAUAUGAAAUUGCCAUGGUUGGUAGGAGGGGAUUUCAAUGUGAUAUUACAUGAAGAUGAGAAAAUAGGAGGACUUCCGGUACACCCGCCUGGAUAUGAGGAUUUUGCAUUUUGUAUAAAUUCUUGUGGUUUGUUUGAGCGAGGAUACAAAGGAAGUCCAUUUACAUGGUGGAAUGGGAGAUCCAAUGCUGCAUGUAUAUUCAAAACAUUGGAUAGGAUCUUUGUGAAUUUGCCAUUUCAGAACAUGUUGCCAACUAUUCAAGUUGAACAUCUAAUCAGAACUGGAUCAGAUCAUGCACCUUUGUUAAUGACAUGUGGGGAGCAGACCACCAAUUUUGUCAAGCCUUUCAGGUUCUUGAACUUUUGGACUAAACAUACUACAUUUAUGGAUGUGGUGAGGCAGAAUUGGGAAGCUGAUUUCAUAGGGGAUCUGUUUUUGAUGUUCAAGCAGAAGCUCAAGAGGGUGAAGGCAACACUGUCAAAAUGGAGCAGGGAAACAUUUGGUGAUAUAUUCAAGCAAUUGGCUAUUUUGGAGGACAUUGUUAGGGUGAAAGAGAUGUUGUUUGAAGUAGAGCCUACAAUUGAGAACAGGAUUGUGCUUCAAAAGGCUCAAUCUGAAUUGAAGAAAUACUUGAGUAUUGAGGAGCAGUAUUGGAAGCAAAAAGCUGGGAUGACUUGGUUUGCUGAAGGAGAUAGGAAUACAAGUUUCUUUCACAAUCAUGUCAAUGGAAAAAGAAAGAAAUUGCAGCUGAAGAGGAUCAAAAGUGGAAGUGGGGUAUGGAUUGAAGACCAGGAGCAAUUGGCUACAGCUGCAGUGGACUUUUAUCAAGAACAGUUCACAAAUGAAGGUGAUGCAUCUGGCUUUUCCUUGCUCAAUGUACCUUCGAUGGUCACUAUGGAACAGAAUUUGGAACUUAGCAGAUUGCCAACAAUUGAAGAGGUAAGGACAGCAGUUUUUAAGCUUAGUAGGGAGAGUGCUAGUGGUCCAGAUGGAUUCACUGGCCUAUUUUAUCAAACAUGCUGGGAUGUUAUUGGUGCUGAUAUACACAACAUGGUGCUACACUUCUAUGGAGGAGCUCCACUGCCUAAAUCCAUCACUCGCACCAAUCUAGUGUUGCUGCCUAAGAAACCUAGAGUUGAGAACUUUUCUGACUUAAGACCUAUUAGCUUGAGCAACUUCAUUAACAAGGUCUUGUCUAGAGUGUUACAUGAUAGAUUGGAAAAUUUUCUGCCUUCUCUAAUAUCUCCUAAUCAAUCCGGAUUUGUGAAGGGUAGGAGUAUAUUUGAGAACAUCUUAUUGACUCAAGAAAUUAUCCCUAACAUAAGGUUAAGGGGAAAGCCAGCUAAUGUGGUGAUCAAGCAUGAUAUGGCUAAGGCUUAUGAUAGGGUUUCAUGGAAGUACUUAUUGCAUGUACUAAGGAAGAUGAGAUUCUCUGAGCACUUCAUCAACAUGGUGUGGAACUUGAUGUCAAAUAACUGGUCUUUGAAUAAACAAUUUGAAGACAAGUCAUUUGUGGGAUUUGGAAUGCCUAAGUGGUCUGAUCCUUUAAACCACUUGGCAUAUGCUGACGAUACUAUAAUCUUUGCUUCUGCUCAUCCUCCAUCCUUGAGUAAGAUUAUGGCAGUCUUGGGUAACUAUGAGAAGAUAUCAGGCCAGAUGAUCAACAAAGAUAAGAGUUCAUACUACAUGUAUUCAAGGAUUUCUAAUGGAUUGUGUCAGGCGGUUGGAGCUAUUACAGGAUUUGCAAAAGAUCUUCAGGAUGUGGCAGAAUUACGGCAAGGUGAAACAUGGGAUGAUCAGCUGCUAGAUCAAACCUUCAAUGAGGAAAUUGCAGAACAUAUAAGGCUAAAUGUACAUUACGAAGGUGUGAGGAAUACUGGGAUAGGCCAUACUGGAUGUCAACUCCUUCAGGCAAGUUCAGUGUUAGCAGUGCUUGGCAAAUAUUAA